Messenger RNA from Trichechus manatus latirostris (Florida manatee), 1985 nucleotides. RefSeq names its product C-type lectin domain family 4 member D (gene CLEC4D). The transcript is spliced from 6 exons. The coding region runs from base 345 to 1022 and encodes 225 amino acids. Gene Ontology annotation, molecular function: signaling receptor activity. The record is from RefSeq and is a predicted model, not a curated record. NCBI's taxonomy places the organism in Eukaryota, Metazoa, Chordata, Mammalia, Sirenia, Trichechidae.
UUCCGUUACUUUUUGCCUCAUCUCUCAGAGUGAAUCAAAGGAAACCUCAGUCUUUGGAAAGACUUCUUCUUUUAAGUUAACUAUUUUAUAUUGGGAACUUUCUAAACUCACUAAAUAUUUCUGAGUAUAUUCUCUGUAUCCAUAGGAUACAGGAAAUAUAUUUUGCGGAAAAAUAUAAGAGGACCCUGGUUCUCUCAGCCACUAGACAACAAAGACAUUAACACACAAUGGUGGCAGAAGAACCUCAGAGUAAACGUAUGUUCUUUCUUUUCAUUUUCAAAAAAGCAGAUGGAUUUAUGACUAUGAUUUAAAAACAGAACUGAUGGUAGUUGUAAAGAUUGGAGAUGAUGAGAUGGAAGGAAAUGAGGCUGACUUCAGAGAGGAGGGAGGCAACAGGUAGAUUCAAAUGUGAAGGAUACCAGCAUCCCAAGCUAAUUCCUUCAACCAUUGCUGUUGUUUUCAUCUUACUUCUCAGUGCCUGUUUUAUUGCAAGUUGUUUGGUGACUCAUCACAAAUUUCUACGCUGUAAAAGAGGCACCAGAGUGUUCAAGUUACCAGAGUACCACAGCAUGCUGACGUGCAUCAGAGAGAAAUCAAAAAUGAAAGGGAGCACCUGGAAUUGCUGUCCUGUUGACUGGAGAGCCUUCCAGUCCAACUGCUAUAUUAUUCUUAAUGACAACAAGACCUGGGCUGAGAGUGUAAGAAACUGUACAGGGAUGGGGGCCAACCUAGUCACCAUCAGCACAGAGGCUGAGCAGAACUUUAUUAUUCAGUUUUUGAAUACCCAAUUUUCCUAUUUCCUGGGACUUACAAAUCAGAACAGUGAAGGGCAGUGGCAGUGGUUGGACAGGACGCCAUUUAACCCAGACAUGGUAUUCUGGCAUAAAGGUGAACCCAACAACCAUCAGGAAGAACGCUGUGCUGUCAUUGUUAAUGAAAAAGAUAAAUGGGGCUGGAAUAAUAUUCCUUGUCAGUUUGAGACAAAUAGGAUUUGUAAGAAACCUGCAACGGCAUUCAACUAGAAACCUCUGAAGUGGUCCUUGUGAUGGGGACAGAAAAGAAGAACCCAUUAGACUAGGGCAAGAUGUGCAUGUGUCAGUCACCAGAAUAGAAAACGCAUGCUGGGUCAUAAAACAUUUUUGGUCAUGAUAGCCUUAUUUAUCUCUGUUCAAUUCACUCAGAUCCCUGUGGUUUUGUGUGGCAUUUCAGUGGAAGGAAUCAUCUUUUCUGUGGGAACCAGUUUUCAUUACCUUUACAUUCUUGAUAGAAUUUCAAGGUAUUUACUUCUCAAUUGGCAUGCAUUGAUUACAUAUCAAGAUAAAGACUUAAAUAAUACAAUGUCUUUGUCAUUCUUUUCCUGCACAGAUUUUUAGCUCGUUAAAAUUAAAAGGCAAGAUAUUCUGACACCAUUUUAAACCCAAAUAUCACCAGCCUUUUAAAGUUUUUUUUAAGCAAAAUUGUUAUGGUUUGAUGCUCUGUUUUCUGCUUAAAUAAUAUCAGUCAUUAGUAAUACUGGCAUUCUGUGGGAAAAUUUUUCCAGAAUAAUACUGUAGAAUACUUCUGAAUUAUGGUAUUGCACAGGUGGAAAAUAAAACAAGUCCAUCUAUGUUAUAAAAAGUCCAUUUCUUCACCCUAAAUGUCUUCUCAGAGCCACACAGGCUACCUUAACCAAACUCCUUCAUUUCUAUAGCAGAGGAAACAAAACCCUAGAGAAGCCAAGGGUUCAACUUCACAUUGCCAGUUUAUGACAGAACUAGGACUAUGACACAGAUCUACCCUUCCAUCAGGGUGAAAUGCAUUCCCUUUGGUAUUACAGGAAAUUAACUGAGAUGACUUAACCUCUUUACCCUGCUAACAGGUAAAAUUUCUUAAUCAUUUGAAGUAGCAUCAUAUUAGUGUUGUCUUUUUAAUUUGAAUCAUAUUUAAAACCAUUUAUGUAAAUUAUUACCAUUUUUUUUUUUAGAGCUAUAAAGCUGUAGCUCAAA